AUGGCGGCGGAGAAGCAGCGGCCGCAGGUGCCCAUGGUGAUGUACGAGCCGCACCCCGAGCGGUUCCCGGAGCCCUCGGCGCCGCCGCUGGGCCAGGACGGGGGCUAUGAGUAUCCCUCUCCCCCACCCUACUCGUACCGAGAGACCACCAUCGUGGAGGAGCCGGUUUAUUUGGUGUCCCAGCCUCCCAUCAUCGUGGCAGGGAUCUUCUCCAGCCAACCAACAUCCACAAUCUGUCCUUCGUGCCGCCAGCACAUCACCACCCAGGUCACCUACAGACUGGGCAAGCUGUCCUACCUCCUGUGCACCAGCCUGUGCAUGGUUGGGUGCUGCUUCGGAUGCUGCUUCGUCCCUCUCUUCAUCAAGCUCUUCAAGGAUGCAGAUCAUUACUGCCCAUACUGCCAAUUUCACAUUUACAGAUACAAAAGACUAUAG
Molecule: messenger RNA, 435 nt
Organism: Melospiza georgiana
Lineage: Eukaryota; Metazoa; Chordata; Aves; Passeriformes; Passerellidae
Gene: LITAFD
Product: LITAF domain containing
Exons: 4
Coding region: 1-435 (144 amino acids)
Molecular function (GO): zinc ion binding
Source: RefSeq, a predicted model, not a curated record